AACGCUUGAAUAUAGAAUCGUCUCAUGAAUUUCCAUUUUCGACCCAUUGUACCGAUCAAGAACAAAUCAACUCUAACUCGAAAUGCGAGAUUCCGACAGAAGCCACACCCGUAGUUGGACCAUCUUAUACGACUACCUCACAAUGGCCAUUUUUUCCCUACAUGCCAUUACAGGCAUUACGUCCAUCAACGACACUCAAAGAUUCCCCGGUGGUCCCUUCAUCAACACCACCAGCAGACUCUUCUGACGAUGCGGCGAUGGCGUUACGAAACACAAAACUGGCCAUUCAAGGAGAUCUCGACACAAUGGCACGAAACUGGACCGAAUGCGAAAUGACAAAUUGCCGACGGCUAGUUCAGUUCCGGCGUCGUCAAGAAAAGAAUAUUAUCCACGUGUCUUUCGCGGCCUUAAAUCAUGAAGAUCGUACGCCAAACGCGAUUAUCGUUUCGUGUAUUUGGUGGAAAGCCAAAAAUGAGUACUACAUCACUUCGGUUGAUUGUAUUUCACUUUUGGAAGCGUUGCUUGCAGUGCGUUUCACUGUCGAGGAGAAGAACCGGAUCCGUCGAAAUUUGGAGGGGUUUAAGCCGUUGACUGCUGGGAAAAACUCGAGGGAUAGUGAUGAUUUGUUUCGGUUGAUUAUGGGAUUCUCGAAUCCGAAACCGAGAAAUAUUGAAAAGAAUGUUAAGGUGAUUCCGUGGAAACAUUUGGCCAAUGCACUUCAUAAAAUUAAUAUCAAUUAUGCUGGUGGUAUCGAUGCCGAUCUCAAUGCGACACCUGUAACUAAUGUG
This is a messenger RNA of Ambispora leptoticha, 788 nucleotides long. NCBI's taxonomy places the organism in Eukaryota, Fungi, Glomeromycota, Glomeromycetes, Archaeosporales, Ambisporaceae. The record is from the annotation of a GenBank genome assembly.